This is a messenger RNA of Clupea harengus (Atlantic herring), 1585 nucleotides long. RefSeq lists its product as uncharacterized. Lineage: Eukaryota; Metazoa; Chordata; Actinopteri; Clupeiformes; Clupeidae. The transcript is spliced from 5 exons. The coding region runs from base 1 to 714 and encodes 237 amino acids. The record is from RefSeq and is a predicted model, not a curated record.
AUGAAAGCCUCUGCGCAAGAAGCUGAUGAGGACACAGAGAAGAUCUUCACUGAGCUGAUCAGCUUCAUGAAGAAAAAACGCUCUGAAGCGAAAGAGUCGAUCAGAGCUCAGGAGAAGGCAGAGAUGGGUCGAGCUGAAGGACUCCUGGAGCAGCUGGAGCUGGAGAUCGCUAAGCUAAAGAACAGAGAUGCUGAGAUGGAGCAACUCCAGCCAAUUGAGGACCCCGUUGAUUUCCUCCAGAGAUUCCAGCCACACCUCACCUCCUCACCUGUGGCUAAGAACCUUCCCAAGGUUACUUUUGAAACAAAGUUCUCCUUCCGCGAAGUGAUGAAAUCAGUGUCUCCGUCUCUGGAAGAGAAAACAAAAGAGUUUCACCAGGCAAUACUUAAAGUCACGGGCUUCAUGAAGGGGGACACGGUCAAACUGAGGUCCGUCAGGAGACCGUACUCUAGAUACAGGUACAACCAAAACACUGAGGCGAAAGAGUCGAUCAGAGCUCAGGAGAUAGAGGUGAGUCGAGUGAGACAGAAGCAGCUAGAGCUGAAGAUCGCUAAGCUAAGCAACUCCAUCCAAUUGAGUGGUGUGGGUGAGGUAACAGGGCUCGAUACCGUGACCGUACACUUUCCUGAGCACCCUGGUUGGAAGGGGAGUUCUUCUGAGCUGGAACUGAGAGAAAGAAAGAUCCAUGAUAAUAAUGAUGAUAAUAAUCUCUGACAUAUUUUCUUUCCCUGACAUUUAUUUUGUACCGACCAAAACCACCCUGUCCCUCUAUCCUAAUGCUCUGCUGAUGCUCUAUGCAAAUACCUUCGACAUUUAUUUUAUGUAACAUUAUGAACCGCUGCAAAGAUCACAUCUUGAAAAUCAUUCAUGAAUCGAUUACCUCGCUCUUCUUUCUGCCUUUGUUAGCGUGUAACAAUCUCACAAUAGCUCACAAUGGUGCAUGUCACUUUGGCAGUGUCACAGUAGAGUGGAAUUUAUUAACACAAUGCAGCCUAGACUUUCCUGAGCUCUCUGGUUGGCAGUGGAGUUCUUCUGAGCUGGAACUGGUAUACAAGAUAAAUAAAGAUCCAUGAUCACUUACUUAUCUACUUCCCCUGAUGUUUAUUUUCGACCGACCAAAACCAUCCUGUCCCUCUAUGCAAAUGCUCUGCUGAUGUUCUAUGCAAAUACCUUUGGCCUUUAUUGUAUGUAACAUUAUGAAAAGCUGCAAAGAUCCCAUCUUGAAAUCAUUCAUGGAUCGAUUUCUUCACUCUUCUUUCUGCCUUUGUUAGCGUGCAACAAUCUCCAUAUUAUGAUCUCACAAUAGUGCAUGUCACUUUUGCAGUGUCACAGUAGAGUGGGAUUUAUUAACAAUGCAGCCUAUAUGUCAAUGCGACAAUGCCUUUGUUUCUUGCUCAUUAAGUUUCAUCUAUAGAAGACUUGUGACCUGUUAAUCAGUUAAAGACUUACGUUGUUCUUUAAAUACAUUUUGUUGUCAUGUAAGGGUAGGUGUCAAGUAAUGCACAUUAUAUAUCACAGCUUUAUCAGUGCCGAUGUUGGAGUAUAUUUCACCUUGAGGCUUUAUGAAUAAACAAAUGAAUGCAUU